Periconia digitata is the source of this 2172-nucleotide messenger RNA. NCBI's taxonomy places the organism in Eukaryota, Fungi, Ascomycota, Dothideomycetes, Pleosporales, Periconiaceae. The record is from the annotation of a GenBank genome assembly.
GUGAUCAGAAGAUGCUACCAUUGGUUCCGGUCUGCAGCAGAGUAUACACAUCAAUGCGACGCGCUAAGGUUCCACUCCCCAUAUUCUGGUGGGUUAAACAACGGCUCAGCCUCUCUGAGAGUAGCCUCUGGUCAGCUAGCCCGGACUAGUUGUGAGGCUGUACAGAAAUCACAACGAAACAAUCUAUUCACGUAUAAGAUGAUGGAGUUGCUUGCACAGCCGUACUCUAACCGAGAUUACAACGUGAUGGUAUGCCAAAGCUACUCAUACAUAAGCACUCCCAAUCGUUUUGUUUCCAGAUGCAAUUCUCAUUGCCGUGCGACUUACAGUCUAUGAAUCCAGCAAACUUGGUUUCAACUCUCGCUCAAUGUCAAGUGUUACUUAAGCUUAAAAGGAUACGUAUCAUGACAUUUGAAUGCUGACCUUACUGUGCCCCCAGAAAAUCCUGGCGGUUUUCGCCCGGCACAUAACCGAAUGGCACGAGUCAUGUUCAUGGUGAGCACUGCAACUGAAAAGCAAAUUCUCGGACGGAGACAGGAAGCAAUCAGCUCAGGUUUUAUUCAUCCUGUUCAUUGAGAAUACGGCACUCCACAGUGUUUUUACAAUGAUUGUUGAUCUCCGCCGAUAAUCAAAAUCUUUACAUAUGUACAUAUGUACAAAAUUUAUUCAGGUAUACACUAAAGGCUAGCCCUGGACAGAACAGCUCCAGAACACCACCGCUAUAAGAGCGCGCAGACGCAUUUUCAAACGUUGAAUGAAUUGGAACUAGAAUUAAGAAGUAGAAAUGGAGAUACAGUAUUUGGGUUCGUUAUUUAGUACAUUGUAUAGGAAGAAGACAACGAGUGUUGACGUCACUCGGCCGGCUCGGCACGGCACCCCACGUGUCUCGCCCCGCAGGAAUCUCACAUCAAAGUGUUUUCAGCCACAGUCAAAGCCAUACCUUUCAGUGUACAUCGACCCUACACCAUGUCUGGCUCGUUUAACAAGUUCCUGGAAAAGGGCAAAGCUAAGCUCAAGGAAUUCACGGACGAUAAACCUGCGCAGCAGCAGCAAGCUUAUCCCGGACAAAACCACCAGCAACAAGGAGCACAGGGUUACCCAGGUCAUCAACCUCAACAAUACUCAGGAGCACCAUAUCCACCGCAGCAGUAUCCCCAAAACCAGCAAUGGGGACCUCCUCAAAACCAGCAGUGGGGACCACCCCAAAAUCAACAAUGGGGCCCUCCAAAUCAGCAAUGGGGUCCGCCACAACAACAGCAACAAUGGGGUCCACCACCGCCGCAGCAAGCAUUUUCUCCUCCACCGGUGCCCCAACACAGUAAGCCAGGGUCUGGUCCUCCUCCGAUCCCUAUGAAUCGUCCAAUGUCCAAUCCCCCUCCUCCGCAAAACAUCCCUCCGCCUCAUCAUGAGAGGGUGUACUGGAAGCCUUCCUUCGACGCUUCAACGCCUGUCUCGCACAACUUCAGACAUGAAUUGGGCGACCACGGAUGGGGCAAUGAGGAGAAGCAGAAUUACACGGAUAGUCCUUCAAAUUCUUUCCAUCAUGACAAUCGCCUGAUUGUGCGCGGUUUGGUUCAGAACGGGAGCUAUACAAGCGCGCGUUUGACCUCGCAUCAAACCCUCUCACGUCCACGUGGCUAUCUCUCUGCUGUCAUCUUGCCCCCACACGCUGAGGGAAUCUGGCCCGCAUACUGGAUGUUGCCAAAAGAUCCUUUCAGUUGGCCUGGGGAUGGAGAAAUUGACAUCGCCGAGUCUUGGAAUGCCGAAGGUGACAACCAUAGUUGUCUUCACUGGGGACAUUACAACGGCGAAGACAAGUUCAAGCAUCAAGUGGUCGUUACCAAGUUGCAAGACUCCAUCAGGCAGCCUCAUACUUACGGAUUUUCUUGGAUAGAAGAAGAAGGAAUCCCGGGAUGGAGAGGCAGGAUGAUCUGGUACAUCGAUGGAAGACCGGUCAUGAAAGGAAGUAUUCCCGAGGGUACCAGAAGAUUAGAAGACUACCGCCUACUGAUCAACAUCGCUAUGGGUGGAACAGUCAAUAAGGGCGUUCUACCAAAAGAUGGAUAUUACGACAUGGUAGUGAGUGACCUCAAGAUGUGCGAGGAACCCGUGGGAGGAUGGGACCAGUUCGAAAGGGACUACGCUGCUACCCCCGAGGGUAAAGCAUUGUGA